This is a messenger RNA of Lotus japonicus, 942 nucleotides long. Its product is annotated as interactor of constitutive active ROPs 3-like. Bases 1 to 942 code for a protein of 313 amino acids. The transcript has a single exon. The record is from RefSeq and is a predicted model, not a curated record. NCBI's taxonomy places the organism in Eukaryota, Viridiplantae, Streptophyta, Magnoliopsida, Fabales, Fabaceae.
AUGGAAUCCCAACUCAAGGAGUACACAUGCACAGAGUCAGCUCAAGGCCAAACACAGAUCAAUGGAACUUUGAGGCAACUUGAAGCUGCAAAAAUAAUUGUAGAGUCCCUAGGGGUUGAAGCUUCAAAAUUUGUUCAUGACCACAACUCUGAUGCAUUGGGACCAGAAGUCUCAUUUUUUAGGCAUGAGGUUGGACGAUUGAGGUGUAUCAUAGAGUCUGUUGAGACUAAGUUGUUGGAAGAACAGAUUCAGAACACAGUGAAGAUCAGGAAUGCUUACCAAUCAAUUGAGCUUAUAAAAUCAGAAUCAAGCCAUAGGGAAUCUGAGCUAAAGGUCGAGUUGAAGAAAAAGCAAGUUGAAAUUGAAGACCUGAAGGCAAAACUAAUGGAUGAUAAAAACAAGAAAUUGAAUUUGAAGGUUGGAAAAAGUAUAAUGUCACCUGAAAAAGAAUAUGAGAUUAUGGCUGAAUUUCAAAGGAUGGAUGAGUGUGUGGCAGAAUUGAAUGGUGAUCAUAUUAAGAAGGAGAGAGCAUUGCAAAGUAUAUCUGAAGAGAAUGAAAUUGUAAAGUAUAUCGGUAAGGCUAUGAUGAAACUUGAGAUUGUGAAAAAAGAGGCUGAGAAGAGCAAACAAAAUGCAAAGAGGUUGGCAGAGCAGUUGGAAGUAGUGCAAGCAGCAAUGUCUGAAACAAAAGCAGAAGUGAGAAGGCUAAGGGAGCAAUCUGAUCAGUGGAGGAAGGUUGCAGAAGAUGCUACUACUAUGAUUUAUCGAGGUAACAAUGGGCAACUCACUGAGAGAUCUCUGUCAUUGGACAACAGAUGUAACACUUCUUUGAUUAGGUAUCCGUUUUUUUCUGAAGAAAAUGAUGAUGGUUUCCAGAGAAAGAAAAGUGGCAACUUGCUAGAGAAGAUUAAAGGGUUAUGGAAGAAAAUUAAAAAAGAGUAA